Phaeodactylum tricornutum CCAP 1055/1 is the source of this 489-nucleotide messenger RNA. RefSeq lists its product with no specific name. The record is from RefSeq and is a predicted model, not a curated record. The transcript is spliced from 2 exons. Bases 1 to 489 code for a protein of 162 amino acids. Lineage: Eukaryota; Bacillariophyta; Bacillariophyceae; Surirellales; Neidiaceae.
AUGGAUGCGGAUCCGUCGCCAUGGGGGCUUGUCAAGGUCCCCACCAUCCCAUCUCCCAGUCUGCAUAGUCGUCAAGGCGUUACAGUACCGGCCAUGCUUGCCCCGCGAUUAUCCCGAAUUGUCCUCAUGGUCCGCGGUGCGCAAGGCGUGGCGUCGGCCGUGGAGUUUUACCACGGCGCCCUGGGACUACCGGUGACAAGGCUGACGGACGACUGGGCCGAACUCGACGUGGGCGCGCACGUCUCCUUGACGUUGCAGGCUGUACACGGCAUGGAAGCUCAACUGACGACGGGAUAUUCCCCCCUGCUCACGCUCCAAGUCGACAGUAUGGACGAUACCGUUUCAGCUUGUGCACAAAUGGGAGGGCACCUGGACGGACCGAUACAGUAUCCCGCGCACGGCAAGGUGGCGGCUCUACGAGCACCCGACGGACACAUGAUUGGUCUGUACGAACCGAACCGUGUGGGGGGUUCUCGCAGCGACGAAUAA